Messenger RNA from Osmerus eperlanus (European smelt), 7056 nucleotides. RefSeq names its product zinc finger and BTB domain containing 34 (gene zbtb34). The coding region runs from base 188 to 1717 and encodes 509 amino acids. Gene Ontology annotation, biological process: regulation of transcription by RNA polymerase II. Gene Ontology annotation, molecular function: RNA polymerase II cis-regulatory region sequence-specific DNA binding; protein binding; DNA-binding transcription factor activity, RNA polymerase II-specific. NCBI's taxonomy places the organism in Eukaryota, Metazoa, Chordata, Actinopteri, Osmeriformes, Osmeridae. The transcript is spliced from 2 exons. The record is from RefSeq and is a predicted model, not a curated record.
AUGCCGACCAAUAAGACAGAUACACUUCCGUUUGAUAAAAAAAAAGAAGAAAAUUGCAGCAGCUUCUGACACAGCUGGAGUGGGGGGGACUGGAGGCCUGGCUGACGCGAAAGAAAACAACGGGGGGGAAUGGGCGACGUUUGAUUGGGAAAAGGCUGUGGACAAAGUGGCGCGACACCUCAGAGUCAUGGAGGACGGCAGCAGCUACAUCGAGUUUGACGUGCCGGAGUUCAGCAACACGGUCCUGAACCAGCUCAACGAGCUACGCCUGCAGGGUAAGCUGUGUGACAUCAUCGUCCACAUCCAGGGACAGCCGUUCCGAGCGCACAAGGCGGUCCUGGCCGCCAGCUCGCCGUACUUCCGCGACCACUCCGCCCUGGGCACCAUGAGCGGCCUGUCCAUCUCCGUCAUCAAGAGUCCCGAGGUGUUCGAACAGCUGCUGGCCUUCUGCUACACGGGACGCAUGUCGCUGCAGCUCAAGGACGUCAUCAGCUUCUUGACGGCCGCCAGCUUCCUGCAGAUGCAGGCCAUCAUCGACAAGUGCACCCAGAUCCUGGAGGGGAUCCACUCCAAAAUCAGCUUGCCAGCCUCCGGAAGCCCCGGGAAGGACGGCUCCCAGGCCAGCCGCAACGGCGUGAAAGACAGCAGCCUCUUCAUCAACCCCACCCAGAUCUCGCCCCCAUACUUUUCCCGGCACGGCCACGCGGGGAGCCUGGAGACGCGCUCCGAGCUGGCGGGGAAGGCCCCGGGCCGGGGGCGUCAGCCGGAGGAGGGCCAGUCGGACCGCGGCAGCAGCGACGGCGUGUCCGAGCAAGAGGCGCCCAUCGAGGGCGACACAGAGCAGGUGGAGCUCAUCGGGAAGGACGGCCAAGUGACGGACGUUCACGUGAAGCUGGAGAAGACCGACCGGCCAAGCUACUCGGACAGCUCGUCCGCCGGCGACGACGGCUACCACACGGAGCUGGUGGACGGGGAACAGGUUCUGGCAGUCAGCGUGGGCUCUUACGGUCCAGUCAUCCAGUCCACCGGCUACACCUACUCAGGACUGUCGUCUCCCUGCUUCGUCAGUCUCAGCAGCUCCAGCCCCUCCCGCUCCAUGCUCAGCGGCUUCCGGGGAGGGCGCGCAAGGGCCAAGAGGCCAGUGGUCGUGCCGGCUGAGGUGCUGAGUCAGAUCAAGCCCGGGGCGGACGAGGGCGAGCCAGGGCUGGGCUCCUCCGGCCUGGAGAACGACGUCCGGGAGAGGAGCCUGCGUAGCCAGUGGUACCCCUACAACGAGAGGCUGAUCUGCAUCUACUGCGGCAAGUCCUUCAACCAGAAGGGCAGCUUGGACCGCCACAUGCGCCUGCACAUGGGAAUCACCCCUUUCGUCUGCAAGUUCUGCGGGAAGAAAUACACGAGGAAAGACCAGCUGGAGUACCACAUCCGCGGACACACGGACAACAAGCCUUUCCACUGCCAAAUCUGUGGCAAGUGCUUCCCCUUCCAGGGCACCCUAAACCAACACCUGAGGAAGAAGCACCUGGGGGCAUCGGAGGGCAGCAAUCACAUGGACUCUCCAGAGAGGACGGAGGGAAUCUCCGGGCAGAAGGACCCAGAGGACGCCUCGGAGGGGAUGGCGUUCGAGGCACAGUACUCGGAGGAAGCACCGGCCAAUGACAUAGAGGAGGCAUCAAAGUGCAGUCCAGAAGAGGCUCCGGCAUCCAGAUGUGAUUUUUAGGCCCGUCUUUAGGUCGAGCAGGCUUUACGACAUGUUAUUUGAAACCUUUCUGCGGACCAGCUCCCUCAAACUUUCAACCUAACAUUGUGCAUCUGGGGGUUUCUGCCUGUCAGUUUGUUAGUCGUUGAAUGCAAGGCGGGCUUGUUAAAAAUAAUUAUUUUAAAAGGGAAAGGAGUUUCAACUUACUAUUUGAGGGAGGUUCCAAUAAUCAAGACCUCCUUUUUCUCUCUUUUUUAUCUUUACAUGUUUUUAAAAACAUAUUUACACAGUAAUAUAGGCAUGUUGCAAUAAUUGAUAAUGUGAAAGCUCUGGUAAGAUGCUUGUCAUAUCACCUUUUUACCUGACCUGUUUUUGCACAGGUGGCCAAAAGGGGUCACUUACUCACAAGGAAUGAUUUUUCCGUCAGUGCAAAGCUUUCGUGUGACAUAUCCGUACAAUACCUCAUGAUACUACAACUACAUAGUCAUAGCAGGCAGUAUUUUAGCUUUUUAUUCAAUUCCGACGGGUUCUACCUCAUAGCCAAGAACCUACCAGGAACCGAAGGGUUCUCCGUUUGUUGUAGGGUCAGUUUCAUUUGCCAAACCUUGGCAGAACUCUCAACACAAAGCCUUGAUAUUAGGACGUGAAAUAUUCCUUUGUGAUUGUAUGAAUUCUGCUAUGAGUCCAUGUCCUGUGCAUCACGGUCAGGCAGGAAACAGUGAGGAGGAAGAAGGUGCUAUAUUAGGGUGAGGUAGAGAGGUUACCUUCUAUUGAGUAUUGUAAGAGAACAGAAGAGACAUGAUCUGCACUGUCUUUUAUCAACAUCUAGGCCUGCUUUUUGUAAACACACAGCAUCAUACAUUGUCCUCCUCUCAUCACUGGAGAGAAUAUCAAGAUGGCCGAAGUGCGUGUUUAGGGGCUGUCCAUGUAAUGGGUGAUCCUCCUGCAGUCAAGCCAUCUGAAAUGUCUUACAUUCUGGUUUUGUGUUGUUUUUUUUACUCACAAUUCUUUCUUUUUUUUAUACACGUAACAGUUGUUUUUGUCUCGAGAUAAUUGGACAAACAGGUGUAGUUAAACGGUUAAAUUCCCUUUCAUCAGCCUAGCGCUACAGGAGUGAUGCUCUCCAUCUGCAUGUAAUCCAAAUGCCCAGAAUAUGCAAACUGAGAACUUUUUCCUUUUUUUUUUACAUUUUAUUAUUAUUUUUCAGAUCAGCUUCUUUAUUACCAGACAUGGCGGCAGAGCUAGAGAUGUACAGUGAGAAUGCCUUUACUCUCCCAGUCAUUUCUGACGUAUAGUUUUAAAUUAUUUCAGGCCCCGACGAUAAACAAUGGAGAAGGAAAAACAGAAAAAAAAAAAAAGCUUUUGAUCCAAAGUAAUGAGUGCACUUUCUCUAAGUAGCAUAGAGCAGCCUGAUUGGUCACACGUUUCUGUACAGAUUUCUCAGAAAAUAAAACACACUUAUUUUAUUAUUUUCUGUCUUAAAAUGUACACUUCCAAUUUGGAUUCAAUAGUUGGUGAUUAAUCAUUUGGGAAAUGUAGUUAUUUUGUUCUGUGACGGUGUCUGCGAUUUAGGAGCUUUGAUUGGGAUCAUGGAUCUGCCCAUUUUCUUUUUCUGAUUCUGAGCAUGUUGGAAUAGCUAGUGCUGGAGAUGGGCAUCCUGCCAUGUUGUAGACCCAGCUGGAACUACGGAAUACAGUGUAACCUUGGUGAUCGUGACAAUGGUCUAGGACAAACAAGGUCAUUUUGCCAGUUAGUUAGUUUGGCUAAAGUCUUGAUUGCUGUGUUAUCCGAUCACCUGGCCCAAAGGAGCACUUUUUUUAGCAGUUCACGUCUUGCCCCUUUUCCAGCAUCGUGAUGCCUUUCUUUUUUCAUACACGAGUAGUAAUUCUGAAAGUAUUUGCCGUGUUGGAUACAGGUUGUCUUGAAUACUCUGGAUAGGGUCUAAACUCAAAAUAGCCAUCCAUACAAUCGUGCUCUUUUAUGCAACCUGAGUAGUCCUUACUUUUUGUUUAGUCUCAUUCAGAAGAAUAUCUUAGCACUGAGAUUUGGGUUUCAUUUCUCAGUAUGUUGAUUUUCCAACCAUAUAUUGUAUCUGAUCACUGAUAUAGUCUUUUGUUCGGCGAAUUCUCACUAUACAAGUGUCACAUUGUUUUACUGUGUACCCAUUGUCUUGUUGUACCAGUAGCCAUCGAAACUGUCCAGUAUGCAAAGGACUGUUUACCGAUAAUGUGAGCUCAGACAUUCUCCUGGUUUAUUUCUCUAAUUUGAAUGAACAGGACAUAUAUUUCCGUUUUGUUUUUUUGUCUUCAUCAAGCCACCAUAUUUUGACUGUCAUCCUCCAUAGACAUUGACUAGUCAUUGAUCUGUUUCUUUGAGGUGAUUGUGUUGUCACUUCUCUUUUGGUAGUGCACAAAAACUGCAACUUUGCAAGCAGAUUCAUCUCGGUAAAGUCUUGUUAAUUGGAUUUCUAAAAUGUUCUUCACAUCUACAUGAAACAAGGAAAUCAAGCCCCAUGUUGCCCCCAUCUUUAUGCUAUUUUGAGAACUGGUAAUAGCAGCCACUUUAAUGUACAUUAUUGUAAUGGCAGACGAGACCAAAGAGUUAAAUUGAUAUUCAGUCACUUCUGCAAAACUUCUGUCUUCAAAAACUGUAUUGACCAUGAAGUCCUAUAUUAAUUUGGUGACUAAAGGGACACUUUGCACACAUUUGAUGUUGCGUAGAUUCUUUUAUAUUCAAGGUUAAACCUGCUGCUGUCAGUCGAAAGCGGUAAAAUGUUCGAAACAAUGUUUAAAACGAUCAAAUGCCAGUUGACAGUUACCCAGUUAAGCCAUGCGUUGUGCAAUAUAUCUUUUAUUAUUAGGAGAUUUAAUUAAGGCCAAAUUUAGAAUUUGUGUAAAAAAAUAAAAUACAAAAAAGUGAUGGGAAACGUUGUGCCUUGCCACAAGAAUCGACAGUUUUAUCUAAUCCCAUGUUGUAGCACGUGUGUGUGUGCCUGGCCCCUAUUGGAUGAAAGGAGGAUGGAUUAGGGACUUGUUUCCACUCCUUCUAGUACUUUCAUUACCUGUGUGAUGGAUGGGUGUGUUUGUAUCAUGUUAUUCUGUAUGGUGUCCUGCAUAGCAUUGAAUCACAUUCAUAGACCAGGACAUUUGUUUUCAAGUUUGUACAUGCACACCGUGUGUUAUAUGUUGGAACUGAGGAUAAUCUUAAGAAAUGUGUUCAGAGAAGCGACUUAAGCGAUACUCUUUGCAAUAUGGUUCCUUUUGGAUUGGGUUGCAACAUUAAAUGUUUGAAAUCUAAGAAUCAGAAGGUGGCUCACCUGAAUCCAAUAGCAGUAAAAGUAAUUCUAUACACAGGAUGAAUAUAGAUAUUCCAUAGAUUGAACAACUUCCAUCAAUUUAGUUUGAAACAAGCUUUUUUUUUUUUUCUUACUUUCACCUGUUUGCUGUUAUUUUAGCUUCUGUGUUCUGACAAGCGAACCGUGCUGGUCUAAUCGGGAUACAGAUAUAUUGCACGUCUUUCACCCACAUACAUUAAUAGCCCUUGGCUAUUUGUAACUCAAUCAUUAGUCUCCACGGGCAUGCACUUACAAAUGAUCUAAGAUUCCUACCUGUUCCAGAAAGGAGGUAGUAAUCGUCUCUCCUCAGCACAUCCUCAAAUACUCUUAAUAGAAAACUUCUAAUCUUCAAUGGUGCUUUUAGGCAGGUCAGGUUCAAUUUGAUUUUAUAUACAAAUAACUAUACGCGUACAUAUAUAUAUGUUAUGGGGGGUAAAGAAGGGGAUAUUUGUGUAAAAUGCUUUUAUGAACCAUAGUUACUAAUGCAACAAUAUUCACCCACUCACUGAAUCUAAGGCAUACUGCAUUCACUCUUUGUUCAAGACUUCAUAGAACAGGAGCAGGCAGACUCUAGUUGACCAGGAAUAAUCAAGCAAAGUGUUUACAGGAGUAGGACUACUUUUAGAAUUUUUCAGCUCGUCCGAUUACUUUUUUAAACUGACUAAACUUCAGGUAGUUUAUGAACACUGAUAUAGACUUGUCAAAAAAAAUCUUAGUCUUCCAUUGUUUUUUUUCUUUAGAGUUUUUUUCUUCAAUUAUCUCCACUGUGUACAGUAUUAAACAAAAGCAAUAACCUUUUUGAAUGGUGUAUUGGUAUCUGUGCACCUAGGCUAACCCUUGGUCUGUCAUGUCUCAAUCAAAUCGAAUGUCAGGGAGCUGAUUAUCUGAAGUAGGACCACAACAAUUUGAUAUUGAUUUAUUUUUAUAUUUUUUGUGAAACAUUGAAAAAGUUGAGUGAAAUUGCUACUUGGAUCAGACUGGCAUUGCUAAUAAUCUAAGUGUGCGUUUGAAGCCUAUGACUGUCAUUGAGCCACAGCGCGAAGCUGAGUUGGUGAUCAAGACUCAAGGUUCAAGUCCAGAACCUCCGUCAGUUUUAAGGGGACGAUAAGUAAGCUUAGUGGAGGAGCAUUUGACUGCAGAUAAACAAAUCAGGGGAAAUCUUCCCCUACUGUAUACAUCGCUUUGGAUGAAAAGCGUCCGCUAAAUGAAUGCAUUACAAGUCAUAUAAGGGAUUUGGGUCUGCUUCGCCACUGUUAUGGGAAGGUCAAACUGUUCAUGCUGAAACUCUGAGGUCUCCUCUCCACCCUCUAGUGGUGAGGCUGCAGACUGCAGGCCGGGAUCGGGAGGAGCCGGUUAGCGCUGCUCCGAUCAGACAAACAGGCUAACCUGCGCUUCUCUCGUCGUGAAACUCCCUGGUCUCAGACGUCGUGCGGUCUCUUGCUAUCAUUCAUUUGGUGACAAGGCAAAAAAAAAAAAAAAGUAGAACUCAGGGUUUCUAGUAAGUGGUAUCUGAGCAUGGCGCUCCUCUAUGAAACGUGCACUUCUCUUCAGGUGGGACAGCUAGCCCUCACACAGUGGUUCCCAAAACAUUCUGCCUCAAGGCUCUCUCCUGAGCCCAUGUUUUCUGUUCCCUCUCUGCAUGCAUGUGAAAAGCACAGAGUUUCCAGUCCAAGGGCGCAGGGGAGACUAGUAGUUUUACCAUGAACAUGGGUGUCUGCCCAUCUCCUGUUCGUCCUCUCAACACAACCUCACAACCCAACUGUGAACCUCAAAACUCUACUGUUUUGUACAACUAUGAAGUAAUGAAGCUAGCUAGAGCUGAUGCUGUAACUAUGAACUUGCCAUUUAUGAAUUUAUUUUAUAGCAUGAAAAUAUAAGAUAUAUUUAUUCAAAUUAUAUAUUUUACUCAUAAUCAUUCUGUGCUGCUUUAUUUCGGUUCUUAAGCUUGUAAAUUGCUUUUUUAUGAUACAAAGAAAUGUCAAUAAAAAUGCGUUUGUUUGUAAAAUAAAGAUGCUGAUUUGGCAAC